AUGCUUGACACCCGAAGCAGAUUCAAAGAAGCCAUAACUGGCGUCUGUCGCUUCCAAGAGAUCAGUGGAGUUGCUAUGGAGAAGGUAGUGGAGUACUUCCACUAUUACUACCGUUACCGAGACAGGAGUGAUGUCCCGGAUAUGGAUAUCCCCGUCGAGCUAUGCCUUGAGCUUCUCGUCGUUGCGGAUUUCCUUGGACUCGAUGCUUAA
Molecule: messenger RNA, 210 nt
Organism: Parascedosporium putredinis
Lineage: Eukaryota; Fungi; Ascomycota; Sordariomycetes; Microascales; Microascaceae
Source: the annotation of a GenBank genome assembly